Molecule: messenger RNA, 840 nt
Organism: Brienomyrus brachyistius
Lineage: Eukaryota; Metazoa; Chordata; Actinopteri; Osteoglossiformes; Mormyridae
Gene: mcts1
Product: MCTS1 re-initiation and release factor
Exons: 6
Coding region: 152-697 (181 amino acids)
Biological process (GO): formation of translation preinitiation complex
Molecular function (GO): RNA binding
Source: RefSeq, a predicted model, not a curated record
CGAGCACUGUCGCAAUUAGACAUUGGCUGCUGUAAACUUGCAUCCUGUUGGGAAAAGCAGCGUGGAUAGAGAGCAGCCCUGACUGAUUAAUGCCCAUCGGCAGCACGGACGCCCACGGACUUAACGUAUCGAGAGAAAGCGGUCACUGAGGAUGUUUAAAAAAUUUGAUGAAAAGGAAAAUGUUUCUAACUGCAUUCAGCUGAAAACGUCCGUUAUCAAAGGCAUUAAAAACCAACUGCUGGACCAGUUCCCAGACAUCGAGUCAUGGCUGAACCAGAUCAUGCCGAAAAAGGAUCCGGUGAAAAUAGUGAGAUGCCAUGAACAUAUUGAAAUCUUGACGGUAAAUGGAGAGCUGCUCUUCUUCAGACAGAGGGAAGGGCCCUUCUUCCCCACACUCAGACUUCUGCACAAGUAUCCCUUCAUACUUCCACAUCAGCAGGUCGACAAAGGGGCCAUCAAGUUUGUUCUCAGUGGAGCCAAUAUCAUGUGUCCUGGCCUCACGUCACCAGGAGCUAAACUGUACCCAGCUGAGCCCGAUACUGUUGUUGCCAUAAUGGCGGAAGGCAAGAAACAUGCGCUUUCUGUUGGCGUGAUGAAAAUGUCCUCGGAAAACAUCGAGAAAGUUAACAAGGGCAUCGGUAUUGAGAACGUCCACUACCUGAAUGACGGCUUGUGGCACAUGAAGACCUACAAGUGAUGUCCACGUCCAGACCUCAACCACCAGGACAGUGCGAAGCAGCCCCAUGUUAAAUGGACUACUGUUUACAUCAAUGACCUAGUAAUUAACUACACCUCUCAUUUGAUCUUUGUCACGUAAUAAAUGCUUGCAUUCAGCCCAUA